This is a messenger RNA of Ostreococcus tauri, 2337 nucleotides long. RefSeq names its product Leucine-rich repeat. The coding region runs from base 1 to 2337 and encodes 778 amino acids. Lineage: Eukaryota; Viridiplantae; Chlorophyta; Mamiellophyceae; Mamiellales; Bathycoccaceae. Gene Ontology annotation, molecular function: protein binding. The transcript has a single exon. The record is from RefSeq and is a predicted model, not a curated record.
AUGGAGACGACGAUGCGGGACGGUGACACGCUCGAGGAGGGCGUCGACGUCCGUCGAGGCGAGCGGACCUCGGACGAGGACACGAGAGAGCUCUCGACGUACGGGACGCCGCUCGGACGACUGGGACGGGUGGACGGCUUGGAGAGAUUCAUAAAUCUGAGAUCGUUGAGGGCGCACGCGUGCGAGUUGACGACGAUGGAGUGCGAGGCGUUUAAUUCAUUAAAGUUGCUGGAGGAAUUGGAUCUGUCGUCGAACGCGAUCUCGAGCGUGCGCGGAUUGGUCUCGCUCCCUCGGCUGCGGCUGUUAAACUUGGCGAGCAACGAGUUGGAGUCCUUGGAGGGGCUUGCGGAGGCGUCGACGACGCUGGAGAAAGUGAACGUGUCGAACAAUCAGCUUAAAUCACUGAGCGGACUGGCGAGAAGCGAUGGGAGGGAGUGGGGGAUUCGAAUGUUUGACGCCAGAGGGAACGCUUUGCGGAGCUUCCAAGCGGUGCGAACGCUGAGCGAACUGACAAAACUAGAGUCGCUGCGCCUUAAAACGGAGCGACACGGUUUGCUCGGACCGGAGACGAAUGAUAUUUGUGAGGUUCCGGCCUAUCGUCUAACGAUGGCGUCCCUAAUUCCUUGGCUCAGUCACCUCGACGACGUGGUCGUCAGCGUCGACACGGCGACAAAGGCGAUGUCAAAGACUCUUGAAUCAAACGGUGGAACACCGGUAAACGGUUCACGUGGGAGCAUGACGCCUCCGCCCGCCGAGCAAUUCGUGAAGACACCUCGGCGAGAUGAUCCCAGGAGAGAAGGGUCAGCCUUGAAAACGCGUGGAAUCCAGGUCAACUUAGCGAGUGCCAGGAGAAGCAUCGAUUUCACCGACAAAGUCAAACGGGUGCGCAACGAGGGUCAACAGACAGACAAACCGUCGACAAAGGAUGCGCAGACGCAGAAAACUUCGAAUGAAGUGGUGGAGAACGAACAGCAGCGCGAAGAGAGCGUGAUACUUCGAGAGGAACUGACGCAAACGAAGGAAAUGCUUGAGAGCCUCACGACCCGCGAAGCCGAGGCGCGGGAGCAAGUUGACUACUUGGAAUCAACGCUUCGAGCCGUGCGAUUGGAAUCGGCGGAAAAUCUCGCAAAUUUGAAGGCGAUGUAUGUUGACGAACAGAAUGCGAUGCUCAACGAGUGCGUAGACCAAGCUCGAAAGGAAUCUGCUGCUUGCGUCGAGGUGAGCGAGGAGAACGCUCGUUUGAAGGAGCGAGCGGGGGCUUUGGAAAAUGAAAUACGGGCACUCACCGAGGCUGCCAAGGCUGAUCAAGCAAAAAUCAAAAGUACAGAAGACACCUUGCAGCAGACACGUGAAGCUUUACGGGGCGCACAGGACGAGCGAUUAGAGUUAGAGGCCUUGAACGAAGAGUUGGCCGUGGUAGUGGAGAGUCAACGCGAUGAGAUCGCUGGUUACGCCGGAACCACGGAAGUCGUCAGAUUACUGGAAACUGAGCUCGAGCGAGCGCGUUCGGCGAACCAACAGCGAGAAACCGCCCAUAAGACGAUCAAUAACGCAAGGAAUGCGGCCUUGAAAGCCGAAAAGGCAGCCAUCGCCAGAGAAGAGAGAGCUCGAGACAGAGAGCAGUUGGCGGAUCGACUCAUUCAGGACGUGGAGGCGCUUCAAUCGAAGCUCGAAGCGGCUGAUGAGGGUAUGCGGAUAAAAAGUGAUAUGCUCCAGCAUCAAAAUGAGCUCAUCAAGUCUCUCAAGGCUGAGGUGGUUCGGAUGCGUCAGCAGAACGCCGAAGAAGAUCAGACUCACAAAGCGAGGAUAACAGAAUCUGAGACGGUCCUGAGGGCUACGACAGAGGAAUGUCGAGCUUUAGCGAGCCAAGUGGAGUCACUAGAGCUCGAAAUGACUGAACUCGAGACUGCUUUAGCCGAGUCCGACGUCGAUCAUGCUUCGUACGAGCACGCGAUCAAAAAUGCGAGGGUUGCUGUGGCGGAGCGCGAUGAGAUCAUUGCUCAAAUGACGUCCCAACUCGCUCAGGUGUCAAAAACACUUGAGAAUCGUGAUUCCAUCGACAAGGCUCGAAAUACAGAGUUAGAGAUGCAAGUGAUCGAGCUCAGGGAACAACUCGCGAUCGCUCGGCAGAAGGCCAAGUUCAGCGAAGAUAGGUUGAUUGCCUUUCAGGAGGAGAGCGAUAUUAUGGUGCGAGAGGCAUACAAACGAGUUGAGGAGGUGGAGGGUGAGAUGCGAGCUCUACUUUGCGAUAUGGCUUCAGAGAAGAGAGCGAAUAGAGAGAGGAUGGAACAGAUUGGUAGACUACUGAAUGCCGAUGUUCCCUUAGAGCUGGAUUAA